CUACACGAAUUUGAACUUCUGGGUCCUCUCUAUCAGCAGGCCCCUAUUUGUUCAUUUCAAAACAACUUCUUAAAACAAAAAACUCAUCGAUCUCAAGUAAGCUCGGCCAAAGUCGUCUUCUUGAGGUUACACAAAAAAAACACUUUCAAUCAUGUCUAAGGAAGAAGCCCCCAAUGACCUUCAAAUCGCCGAUGGCGAGAUUGAGUCCAACUGGGACACGGUCACUGACAACUUCGAUAACAUGGAAUUGAAGCCUGAAUUGUUGCGCGGUAUCUACGCUUACGGUUUCGAACGCCCAUCCGCCAUUCAAUCUCGUGCCAUCCUUCCCGUUAUCAAGGGACACGAUGUCAUUGCUCAAGCUCAAUCCGGUACCGGUAAGACCGCCACUUACUCUAUCGCCAUUUUGCAAAGAAUUGACGCUGCCAACAAGAACGUUCAAGCUUUGAUCUUGGCACCUACUCGUGAAUUGGCUCAACAAAUUCAAAAGGUCGUCAUGGCUUUGGGUGAUUACAUGAACAUCUCUUGCCAUGCUUGCAUUGGAGGAACAAACGUUCGUGAAGAUAUGUCCAAAUUCCAAGCUGGUGGCGCUCAAGUCGUCGUCGGUACACCUGGACGUGUUUACGACAUGAUCAACCGUCGUGCAUUCCGCACUGAUGAUUUGAAGAUGUUCUGCCUUGACGAAGCUGAUGAAAUGUUGUCCCGUGGUUUCAAGGAUCAAAUGUACGAAAUUUUCCAAUUGUUGCCCCAAGACACACAAGUCAACUUGUUGUCCGCUACAAUGCCAACUGAUGUUUUGGAAGUUACCAAGAAAUUCAUGCGUGACCCAAUCCGUAUUUUGGUCAAACGUGACGAAUUGACCUUGGAAGGUAUCAAACAAUUCUACAUCAACGUUGACAAGGAAGAAUGGAAAUUGGACACCCUUUGCGAUUUAUACGAAACAGUUACUAUCACACAAGCAGUUAUCUUCUGCAACACACGCAGAAAGGUUGAUUGGUUGACCGAAAAGAUGCACGCUCGUGAAUUCACAGUUUCAGCAAUGCACUCUGAAAUGGACCAAGCACAACGUGAAGUUAUUAUGAAAGAAUUCCGUUCAGGUUCUUCUCGUGUUUUGAUCACAACUGAUCUUUUGGCUCGUGGUAUUGAUGUUCAACAAGUUUCUUUGGUUAUCAACUACGAUUUGCCAAGUAACCGCGAAAACUACAUCCAUCGUAUCGGUCGUGGUGGUCGUUUCGGUCGUAAGGGUGUCGCAAUCAACUUUGUCACCCAAGAAGACACCCGUAUGCUUCGUGACAUUGAACAAUUCUACUCUACUGAAGUUCAAGAAAUGCCUCACGAUGUUGCUGAUUUGAUUUAAGGAUCUUUUCAGAUUUAACGGGAAGCCAGAGAAGUGUGGCUUUCCGAUUUUGUUUACUAUGUCUUUUUUGCACGGUAUUCUGUUUUAUUUUGGUGUCAAUCAUGUAUUGAUAUACGAAUGUAGAGUUUAUUGAGCGGUCAUUUACUCUAUAUUCACUAUCUUAUUCUCUUUUCAUACAUUUUAUAUGUUUAACCUUGUUGGACCAUUCUUCCCCCAACAGAGAAGAUGCUAUGUCCCAAAAAUGCAUUCUCAAUGUAGAUGCUCUCUCUCGAUAUACUAGAAAAGAUCUAUGAACUUGAUAAUCGC
Meira miltonrushii is the source of this 1660-nucleotide messenger RNA. Its product is annotated as putative TIF2-translation initiation factor eIF4A. The record is from RefSeq and is a predicted model, not a curated record. The transcript is spliced from 2 exons. Bases 152 to 1354 code for a protein of 400 amino acids. NCBI's taxonomy places the organism in Eukaryota, Fungi, Basidiomycota, Exobasidiomycetes, Exobasidiales, Brachybasidiaceae. Gene Ontology annotation, molecular function: RNA helicase activity; RNA binding; ATP binding.